Lacerta agilis (Sand lizard) is the source of this 1345-nucleotide messenger RNA. Its product is annotated as zinc finger and SCAN domain-containing protein 2-like. The transcript has 3 exons. Bases 41 to 1219 code for a protein of 392 amino acids. The record is from RefSeq and is a predicted model, not a curated record. NCBI's taxonomy places the organism in Eukaryota, Metazoa, Chordata, Lepidosauria, Squamata, Lacertidae.
UAAAGAAAAGGAGCAUCUUUUCACCGUUCCAUUCCGAGAAAUGCAGACUUGGGAGAAGGAGUCUGGCCCAGACCUCUGUGCCCAGGUGGUAGCCCUAGCUGAGGAUUUCCUCCUGAGAAGGCAAGAGCCUGACGGAGAGGCAAAAAACGCGCCUCAGCUCUCAGAGAAGAAUCUUUUGGAUUCCAAGAAGGCACAGGAAGACAAGCAGGCAGAGGAGACGGAAGAAUAUGAUGGGGAGUCUGCCUUAUUAGGUAAAGACACCCAAGUGUUGGCGACAAAUUAUAACACAUUCGACGAGUCCGACGGAGAAAAUGAAGAGGGGGUCCUCCCAGCAGAAAGACCCGAGUGCAGAAACCCCACCCGGAUAUCAUUGGAAGAAGUCAUCCUCGGGAAGCUUUUCCCGGAGGAAGAAGGGCCUCCCGGCAACGUGCCCACGACAAACUUUGCCACGGAGAAGCCGUUUGAGUGCUCCGAGUGCGGGAAGCACUUCUCUACCAGCUCCCACCUCAUCAACCACAAGCGUGUCCACACAGGGGAGAAGCCCUACAAGUGCUUGAGCUGCGGGAAAAGCUUCACGGAGCGAGGCAACCUCUUGAAGCACCAGAGGACCCACACGGGCGAGAAGCCCUACGGAUGUUCUGACUGCGGCAAGGCCUUUGGCAUCAGCUCUCAGCUGAUCAGCCACAAGCGGGUGCACACGGGAGAGAAGCCCUACGAGUGCUCGGAUUGCGGGAAGAGCUUCUGCACGAGCUCACAGCUCGUACGCCACAGCCGGGUCCACACGGACGAGAAGCCGUACGAGUGCUCCGCCUGCGGGAAAACCUUCAGCCAGAGGUCGUACCUCGUGGGGCACGAGAGGACGCACACGGGCGAGAAGCCCUUCGAGUGCUCGCAGUGCGGGAAGUGGUUCUCGCACCGCUCCGACCGCCUGAGGCACGAGAAGAUCCACACGGGCGAGAAGCCCCACAAGUGCGCCGACUGCGGGAAGGGCUUCAACCAGAAGGGCUCCCUCGUCACGCACCAGAGGACCCACACGGGGGAGAAGCCCUUCGAGUGCUCCGAGUGCGGGAAGAGCUUCAACGACCGGGGUUACCUUAUCACACACCGGAGGACCCACACGGGGGAGAAGCCCUACGAGUGCCUGGACUGUGGGAAGAGCUUCAGCCGCACGUCCCACCUGACCGUGCAUAAAAAGACACAUGGGGGGGAGAGGCCGUAGCCGGAUCAGGAGGUGUGGAGGAGAAAGAGAAGACAAACGAACACACACCCCAACCCUCCAGUUCCUCUGACCUUUGCAAAAUAUCAGAAAAUCCGUGUGAAAAUGCCCGGGUGCUCAGAAGAUUUU